This is a messenger RNA of Medioppia subpectinata, 1746 nucleotides long. The record is from the annotation of a GenBank genome assembly. Lineage: Eukaryota; Metazoa; Arthropoda; Arachnida; Sarcoptiformes; Oppiidae.
AUGGAUGAAGAGAUGUAUGACUUCUGGCAGUCUUUGUCGAGAAGUGCUUUUGGAGAUAUGGUUAACGACAGACAUCGGAAUCACUUGUAUUUUAAGGCCAUUCAGAAAACUGUUAAUCGGCUCAAGACAUGCAAAGAGGAUAUACUAGGCCUAGACAUAGGCGCCGGCACUGGACUCUUAUCCCUCAUGAGUGUCAAAAGCGGUGUCCAUCGAGUUGUCGCGUGCGAUUGUUUUGAACCGAUUGCCAAAUGCGCUCAAAAUAUAGUCAAUAUUAACGGCUUUUCGGAUGUCAUUAAAGUUGUGAACAAGAGAUCAGACAAAUUGACGGUCGGAUCAGUUGAUUGUGAUUUAGAGAGAAAAGCGGAUCUAUUAGUGGCCGAACUCUUUGACACGGAAUUGAUAGGCGAGGGAGCGAUCGGUUGUUAUCGACACGCGGCUCAACAUCUGUUGACUUCUGACGCAUUACUGGUGCCGUCGAGGGCUAAGAUCUACUGCCAAUUGGUUGAAUCGGAUUCACUCUUUUCAUACCAUCAGUUCACAGAUAAUAUCGAACUCAACCAACAUUUCAUAAUUAAAUGUCCACAACAUGUGAAGAGUUGUGACGGAUCUAAUGUCUUGCAUGACAUUCAAAUGAAUCAAUUAAAACCAAAUGAAGACUUUAUUGUAGUUUCAGAACCAGAAGUUGUCUUUGAGUUUGAAUUCAACGAUAUAUCGACCCUCGGAUCUAAAGAUCGCAAAACAAUUGAAUUCAAAACAAUACGUGAAGUGAAGGGUCCACUCGUACUCUUCAUGUGGUGGACAACAGAUAUGGACUUCGAGGGAGAAAUAGUGUUGAGUUGCGCCCCAUUUUGGACAUAUAAUGAUAGCGCUAUCACUGCAAAGACUAUUCCGUGGAGAGACCACUGGAUUCAAGCCAUUUAUUAUUUGUCGGCAAAUAAUAAACGCUUUGAAUUAAAAGCCAAUCAAACAUUGAAAGUGGAGGCAAAUCGAGACGAAUAUAGUCUUUGGUUUAACGAAUCAAAUGAUGACAAGUGUUGCUCCGAUUCGUUAGGGUUUCAAUGCAAAUGUGGUCUCCAUUUAUUUCUUAGCCGAACGCGUAUAGCAAUGGUUAGCGACACGUCUCGACUCCGACUCUAUAACAAAGCCAUCGAAGAGAUCACCACUACUUUGACAGCAGACCAAACCGACGCUCUGUUUAUCGGAGAUUCAAGUCUUUUGCCAAUAAUUGCCGCGAAAUACAAGAAUAUUCGUCAAGUGUUUUGUUUAGCAAAGAAUAGGCAAACGAAGGACUUUAUCGUGAGUUUUGCCAAAUCUAAUGAAUGCGAAGACAAGAUCACAAUUAUUGAACACUUUGACCAAAUAGAAGAGCAAAGCGUGGGUUUAGUAUUAAGUGAACCGUAUUUUAAUGCCAGUGAUCUUCCGUGGAAUCACUUGCGUUUGUGGUCUCUUCUCAAUGAGAUUCCUCCAAAUAUGUUGACAAAUGAUGUGAUUUUAAUGCCAAACAAAGCUAUUAUUAAAGCGAUUCCAAUAGAAUUCGACGACUUAUGGAAAAUCAAUGCCGACGUGGGCUGCGAUGUGGAAGGGUUUGACUUAAGCGCUUACGACCAGUUGAUCCGAUCGGCUAAAGCCAUGAGCGACCCCUCCAUUGAGUCGCAUCCUCUCUGGGAAUAUGCGGGCAAAGCGAUGGCCGACAAGCCUUUAGAGCUGUUUUGCUGUCAUUUAAGCGAAACGAUUGAUACGACAAAU